Messenger RNA from Brassica oleracea var. oleracea, 1116 nucleotides. RefSeq names its product NAC domain-containing protein 72-like. The record is from RefSeq and is a predicted model, not a curated record. Gene Ontology annotation, molecular function: DNA binding. Lineage: Eukaryota; Viridiplantae; Streptophyta; Magnoliopsida; Brassicales; Brassicaceae. Gene Ontology annotation, biological process: regulation of DNA-templated transcription.
UUUUACCCGACAGAUGAAGAGCUUCUUGUUCAGUAUCUCUGUCGGAAAGUUGCAGGCUACCAUUUCUCUCUCCAGAUAAUCGGAGAUAUCGAUCUCUACAAGUUCGAUCCUUGGGAUUUGCCAAGUAAAGCUUUGUUUGGGGAGAAGGAAUGGUACUUUUUUAGCCCAAGAGACCGGAAAUAUCCGAACGGGUCAAGACCCAAUAGAGUAGCCGGGUCAGGUUAUUGGAAGGCAACGGGUACGGACAAGAUCAUCAUGUCGGAAGGUCACCGAGUCGGGAUUAAAAAAGCUCUGGUUUUCUACGCCGGAAAAGCUCCAAAAGGCACGAAAACAAACUGGAUUAUGCACGAGUAUCGACUCAUCGAGCAUUCUCGUAGCCAUGGAAGCUCCAAGUUGGACGAUUGGGUCUUAUGCCGAAUCUACAAGAAAUCGCCGGGAUCUCAGAGACAAGCUGUUGCUUCUCCGGUACAAGCUUGCCUUGAAGACCACAGCACGAACAUGUCGUCGUCGCCGUCUUCUUCGUCUCAGCUCGACGACGUUCUUGAUUCGUUCCCGGAGAUGAAAGAUCGGUCUUUUGAUCUUCCUCGGAUGAAUUCUCUCAGGACAAUUCUCAACGGGAAUUUCGAAUGGGCUAGCUUAGCAGGUCUUAAUCCCAUGCCUGAGCUAGCUCCGAUGACCAACGGUUUGUCGAAUUACGGAGGUUACCACGCGUUCCAGUCGGCGGAGAGCGGGUGUAGGAGUUCGCAGGUCGAUCAGGAGCAGAACUCGACCGAGUUGUCUCAGAAUUUCGGGUACAGCUCGAGCGGGUUCGGACUUUCGGGUCAAAUGUACGAGUUUAGGCAAUGAGAGAUGGGUUAAUGUAAUUGGCUACUCACAUAUGAGUGGACGCGGUAAAGAAAAAGUAAAAAAAAAUCCUAGAGUGGCAAUUAUGUAAACAAAUAGAGAAUUAUAAUGGGCCUUAACCGAUUCGGUUAGGCUUAGGAUUCCAGAAAGCGAAGGCCUUGAGAUUAGUUUUGACCUAAUUUGACGGGCCGAAAAUGUAAUAGCUCACACUACGUUAAUGGGCUCUUUUGUAAUUAAUUCUAACAGGAGAAAAGUAAAUAAAUAUUAUAAAGA